Messenger RNA from Saccostrea cuccullata (small rock oyster), 1479 nucleotides. Its product is annotated as RING finger protein 145-like. The transcript has a single exon. Bases 51 to 1166 code for a protein of 371 amino acids. Gene Ontology annotation, molecular function: zinc ion binding. Gene Ontology annotation, cellular component: endoplasmic reticulum; endomembrane system. Lineage: Eukaryota; Metazoa; Mollusca; Bivalvia; Ostreida; Ostreidae. The record is from RefSeq and is a predicted model, not a curated record.
GUCAAUUGCAGUGAUACCCAGAGCAUGAGUUGGUCUUCAUUGCUAUUUCAAUGGAACUUUUCCAAAUGAAGCGGUCCACUGAAUACAUCUUGCAAUCGUCAGCAGAGUUAAACUGGAUCGAUGUUUUGGCCUUCUGUACAGCUGAUUGUACUAAUAACCCUCUGGGACUAUUAAUCACGUGCAUAACAGUCUCACUUGUCUUUAAUUUCAUGCGGUUUCUGGUUACUUUUUUUCUUUCGACCGCAACAAGUGACAACAAAUUUAACUGGACGGAGGGUCUGACAUUGUUUCUGACGUGUAUCAAAUUUGGCGAUGGAACCACGAAGUAUCUAGAUCUACAACAGCGAGCCGUUAUCAUCAGAAGCUCUCUUCUCUAUGUGACAGCGAUUUUCCUGAAUUCAACAUACAGAAUAUUAAAUCCAAGUAUGACAUCAUUUAGUGCGAUACCUACUACAAAGCCAUUCAAACAGUUUCGGAUACUUUCAGUGUACAUUAUCAUCGCUGCCUUCUCUUUGUACAUGGUGAACAUACUUUUUCAGUCUGAUAUUUUUCUAACAAUGGUUCCGGUGAUAAUAAUGUGUGUGUUUACCAGUCUUCAAGCAGCGACAUCAGUUGCUACCUAUACAUUGUGUAUAUUCAAUACUUGUCGAGUACAUCCCUUAGAUAAUGUGGAUGACACAUUAUUCUGCAUUAGAACUACAAUCAAAAUGAUCGACUUUCUAUGUUCCGUCUUUCUUGGUUGUACAGGAGUGUGGGUAAUCAUAACAGAGGGACUUAGCUGGAUUCAAACCCCGCUGCUUAUUUUGCAUUGUUUUGAUAACAUCUGGAGGCAGUUACAAUACGAAUGGAAGACCUUUAAUUUCAGAAAAGAUACAGCAAAAAAGAUGAAUUCCUUAGUAACUGCAAACAUGGCAGAACGCCAUGACGAUCUAUGUCCAAUCUGUCACCAGUCGAUGUCUCCUGCUAUAGUCACUCCUUGUGAACACGUGUAUCACAAGAAUUGUUUAAAGAAAUGGCUACACAUCAAAAAUACUUGUCCCCUUUGUAAUGUAGCGUUAUCUACCCUGUCAAAGGAGGAAACUGUCACAGAAAUUCAAUCGCCCUGGUACUUUCCAUUUUGUAUUCAAAUCUUAAUAGGACCAAGUUCAAUUACUCCGUCAUGUUGAAAUUAUCAAAAUCUACGCACUUUUUCCGAGCCACAAGAAAAGUAUCAUCAAAUAUACAAGUCUCAAUGAAUUAAUUACAAACAGGAAAGUACAUAAAACAAGGAAUAAAUUUAAAAAAAACGACAAAAGGGAUACUUUACGUCGGCCACGAGUUUCAAGUGUGCAACUGAAUGUAUCGAAAUCGAAGGGUUUAUAUAAUUGUGGGAUUGUGCAUAGUUUUAUGAGUACACUGUAGUGGUCAGCUUUAACGCUACCUACUAAUAAUAAAUCAUAAGAAGUUACUUGGAUUGAAUACUCCAGAAAUUUUAAAGAA